AUGGGAACUGACGUGCUAGAUCGUAUGAUUGAACGUGAUAUAGCUUUGUCAUCAGGGUUCACUAGUGAUACGAGAGAGACUGUGAGCGUGGGCGUUGGUAAAGAUGCAGAGGACGACGAGUCGAAUUGCAUGGUUGUUGACGGUUGGAGCGACUACUCCUCAGAAUGCAUACACGACGAGCACAAGCCUAGUGUGUCGGUUGGUUCUCCGACUAGACUUGUGAGUGUGGAGACUCAAGCGACAGACAGCGUAUCUUGGUUGGCUACUGACACAUUGUCAACUUCAGGAUUUACCGAUCAGUCGACCGUAGAUCAGUCGACCAGGAGUCCAUUGGAGAUGACGAGAGAGAAGGUAGUGAGUUCAGGUUUGUGUGAAGAUGAGUCGAAUGUGGUUGGUCAACUGCGCGAAGAGUUGACGUCUUGUUAUGAACAGAUAGUGAAGCUGUCUAGAUCGGUGGAGGAGAGUGAUGCUUCGUUGAUGGAUGUCCGGCGUUUGUUGACUGUGAAGGAGAGUGAAGUGGCGGAUCUGAGAGAGGAGAAGCGUCAUUUACGAGACGAAGUGAAUGAGUUGAGGGAGACUGUAGAGGCAGAACGACGUGAUUUGGACAUAAUGCGUGCAAAUAUGGAUGUGUUGGAGAGCAAAGAAGAGGUGUCGGCGAUGUGCGAGGAGUGUCGUGGACCGAACGUUGCUGCUGCUGCUGCUGCUGCUGCUGUGGAGGAGGAGUGUGUGCAGACGGAGAUUGACGACGAAGUUUUUGACCUGGUGUCGACGUUGCAGCUCGAGGUUGCCCAUCUGCGUGAGGAAAAUGCGGCGACGUUGGCGGCUCUGGAGCGUUCACAGCUCGAGUUGAGCAUGAAACAGACGGAAGUGCAGGAACCGGAGUCACGUAUGAUGGUGAACGAGACAACUUGGUGGAUUCCUUGUGAGACUGUGAGAAAGGCGCCCGAUGUGGUUGUCCGUGAGUUGGCAGAGGUUGAUGACACAGACAGAGUGGAGGCAGACGUGUUUGCCGGAGUUCCUGACAUGCAGCUGGUGGAGACUGUUGCAGGCGACUCAGUGUCAGGCAUUGUGCCUGAUCGAAUGGACAGACAAACUACGGACUUGUGUGUUGAGGGCGUUUCGAACGAGGAAGUGGUCUUGCCCAUUCACGCCACUCAGAGUUGGACGAAACCGCCGAGUGAACAAGACAAUGACGAUCUCGAACUUGCCCUGUUGAAUACAGACAGCCUAAGAGCGCGAUUGAAGGAGGCCAUGAGCAGAAUCUGCGAACUUGAGAAUGCCAAGACAGAGUUGAGUGUGCGUCUGCUUGAGCUGGAAGGCGUUAUGAUGUGUGAAGAUAAGCCGAUGGAUGUGAUGCCUCUUAGUUCUCGUGUGCCUGACCGGUCGAUGAAAGUGACGGACGAAGCUGAUGCACUGUCGAAGCACAACAAAGAGCUGAUGACAGAGGUAGACUUGUUACGAAGUAAGAUUUCAGAGCGCGUGACACUGUUGGACGAUGUGUGCAUGGAGAUGGAUGAGGUCAGAGGAUCACUGGGUUUCUUGUUGAAGCAGGUGAGAGAAUUGCGUGCAGCACAUGCUGAGGCGAAUGCUGACCGCGCCGAAAUGGCGAACAGAAUGAGUGAGUACGAACGGGUUUCACAUCGCCUGUGCGAAACAGUUGGUCGAUCCACGUCACCAGUGCAAGACAUCGACUAUGCACACGAAGGCUCGUCGACUGACCGUUGCACAUCAGACGGGUUGCGAGAGGAUUUGCAGCGUGCACUGGAUACACAAUCAUUCGAGCUGGAGGCAGUCACUGAGAAACUGAGAGAAUGUGAGUCAAUGAACAAUGCCCUGAUCUGUGAGUGUGAGUCGCUGAAGCGUCGUCUAGAGAGUUAUAUGACUGUGAUUACUGACUUGGAGAAUGAUGUGACCAAGACGAAAGCACUGUUGGCGUUUGUGGUUGACCAUAUAAGAGGUCUGCGUUCCGACUAUGGAGAUUGGUGCAGAGAGCACGAACAACGAGUGCAGGAGUGUUUAGAUGCCGUCACAACAGGGUUGUCCCAUGGUGUGGUUGAACACGUGGACCGUGAGUGUGAGACAAUGACAUGGCCAGAACACUUGGAGUCUACUGUUAUGCUUGAUAGCUUUGUGCGACUGCAAGAGUCUCAUGAAGUGACGUCGAUGCAGAGAGGACAAGAUUGGGAUUCGGUAAGUGAGAUGAGCAGACUGUGCGACCGGAACCGUGAGCUGUCUGAGGAGCUCUGCAAGUGUCGAGACCUGUGUGAUAAGCAGGCAUCUGAGAUGGUGUUGAUGCAAACAGCUCUUCGUCAGGCAGUCGAACAGGCGUCAACUGCCCGAGAGGAACUGGAGGCCUAUAGACACGAGAAGGUUUGCGCAAUGUCAGAUCUGGAGAGUCAACUGUCUGCUUCUCGUGACGAGUGUUCUGCACUACGGGAUCAAGUGUGUCGGCUUGAGACAUCGAUGGAAGAGCAUUGCAACACAGUGUUGGCGAUAGCCAGUCGAGACUGGGAGUCGCGCGUAAACGAAAUUGUGAGAGAACGCGACACAGCCAUGAAAGAGUUGUUGGAACUGCGUAGUAGGUUGGAUAUGACAGACGAUGUGGACGCCAGGUUGGCAAAAACAGUGUGCAGAAGUGACAUGGGAACUGACGUGCUAGAUCGUAUGAUUGAACGUGAUAUAGCUUUGUCAUCAGGGUUCACUAGUGAUACGAGAGAGACUGUGAGCGUGGGCGUUGGUAAAGAUGCAGAGGACGACGAGUCGAAUUGCAUGGUUGUUGACGGUUGGAGCGACUACUCCUCAGAAUGCAUACACGACGAGCACAAGCCUAGUGUGUCGGUUGGUUCUCCGACUAGACUUGUGAGUGUGGAGACUCAAGCGACAGACAGCGUAUCUUGGUUGGCUACUGACACAUUGUCAACUUCAGGAUUUACCGAUCAGUCGACCGUAGAUCAGUCGACCAGGAGUCCAUUGGAGAUGACGAGAGAGAAGGUAGUGAGUUCAGGUUUGUGUGAAGAUGAGUCGAAUGUGGUUGGUCAACUGCGCGAAGAGUUGACGUCUUGUUAUGAACAGAUAGUGAAGCUGUCUAGAUCGGUGGAGGAGAGUGAUGCUUCGUUGAUGGAUGUCCGGCGUUUGUUGACUGUGAAGGAGAGUGAAGUGGCGGAUCUGAGAGAGGAGAAGCGUCAUUUACGAGACGAAGUGAAUGAGUUGAGGGAGACUGUAGAGGCAGAACGACGUGAUUUGGACAUAAUGCGUGCAAAUAUGGAUGUGUUGGAGAGCAAAGAAGAGGUGUCGGCGAUGUGCGAGGAGUGUCGUGGACCGAACGUUGCUGCUGCUGCUGCUGCUGCUGCUGCUGUGGAGGAGGAGUGUGUGCAGACGGAGAUUGACGACGAAGUUUUUGACCUGGUGUCGACGUUGCAGCUCGAGGUUGCCCAUCUGCGUGAGGAAAAUGCGGCGACGUUGGCGGCUCUGGAGCGUUCACAGCUCGAGUUGAGCAUGAAACAGACGGAAGUGCAGGAACCGGAGUCACGUAUGAUGGUGAACGAGACAACUUGGUGGAUUCCUUGUGAGACUGUGAGAAAGGCGCCCGAUGUGGUUGUCCGUGAGUUGGCAGAGGUUGAUGACACAGACAGAGUGGAGGCAGACGUGUUUGCCGGAGUUCCUGACAUGCAGCUGGUGGAGACUGUUGCAGGCGACUCAGUGUCAGGCAUUGUGCCUGAUCGAAUGGACAGACAAACUACGGACUUGUGUGUUGAGGGCGUUUCGAACGAGGAAGUGGUCUUGCCCAUUCACGCCACUCAGAGUUGGACGAAACCGCCGAGUGAACAAGACAAUGACGAUCCCGAACUUGCCCUGUUGAAUACAGACAGCCUAAGAGCGCGAUUGAAGGAGGCCAUGAGCAGAAUCUGCGAACUUGAGAAUGCCAAGACAGAGUUGAGUGUGCGUCUGCUUGAGCUGGAAGGCGUUAUGAUGUGUGAAGAUAAGCCGAUGGAUGUGAUGCCUCUUAGUUCUCGUGUGCCUGACCGGUCGAUGAAAGUGACGGACGAAGCUGAUGCACUGUCGAAGCACAACAAAGAGCUGAUGACAGAGGUAGACUUGUUACGAAGUAAGAUUUCAGAGCGCGUGACACUGUUGGACGAUGUGUGCAUGGAGAUGGAUGAGGUCAGAGGAUCACUGGGUUUCUUGUUGAAGCAGGUGAGAGAAUUGCGUGCAGCACAUGCUGAGGCGAAUGCUGACCGCGCCGAAAUGGCGAACAGAAUGAGUGAGUACGAACGGGUUUCACAUCGCCUGUGCGAAACAGUUGGUCGAUCCACGUCACCAGUGCAAGACAUCGACUAUGCACACGAAGGCUCGUCGACUGACCGUUGCACAUCAGACGGGUUGCGAGAGGAUUUGCAGCGUGCACUGGAUACACAAUCAUUCGAGCUGGAGGCAGUCACUGAGAAACUGAGAGAAUGUGAGUCAAUGAACAAUGCCCUGAUCUGUGAGUGUGAGUCGCUGAAGCGUCGUCUAGAGAGUUAUAUGACUGUGAUUACUGACUUGGAGAAUGAUGUGACCAAGACGAAAGCACUGUUGGCGUUUGUGGUUGACCAUAUAAGAGGUCUGCGUUCCGACUAUGGAGAUUGGUGCAGAGAGCACGAACAACGAGUGCAGGAGUGUUUAGAUGCCGUCACAACAGGGUUGUCCCAUGGUGUGGUUGAACACGUGGACCGUGAGUGUGAGACAAUGACAUGGCCAGAACACUUGGAGUCUACUGUUAUGCUUGAUAGCUUUGUGCGACUGCAAGAGUCUCAUGAAGUGACGUCGAUGCAGAGAGGACAAGAUUGGGAUUCGGUAAGUGAGAUGAGCAGACUGUGCGACCGGAACCGUGAGCUGUCUGAGGAGCUCUGCAAGUGUCGAGACCUGUGUGAUAAGCAGGCAUCUGAGAUGGUGUUGAUGCAAACAGCUCUUCGUCAGGCAGUCGAACAGGCGUCAACUGCCCGAGAGGAACUGGAGGCCUAUAGACACGAGAAGGUUUGCGCAAUGUCAGAUCUGGAGAGUCAACUGUCUGCUUCUCGUGACGAGUGUUCUGCACUACGGGAUCAAGUGUGUCGGCUUGAGACAUCGAUGGAAGAGCAUUGCAACACAGUGUUGGCGAUAGCCAGUCGAGACUGGGAGUCGCGCGUAAACGAAAUUGUGAGAGAACGCGACACAGCCAUGAAAGAGUUGUUGGAACUGCGUAGUAGGUUGGAUAUGACAGACGAUGUGGACGCCAGGUUGGCAAAAACAGUGUGCAGAAGUGACAUGGGAACUGACGUGCUAGAUCGUAUGAUUGAACGUGAUAUAGCUUUGUCAUCAGGGUUCACUAGUGAUACGAGAGAGACUGUGAGCGUGGGCGUUGGUAAAGAUGCAGAGGACGACGAGUCGAAUUGCAUGGUUGUUGACGGUUGGAGCGACUACUCCUCAGAAUGCAUACACGACGAGCACAAGCCUAGUGUGUCGGUUGGUUCUCCGACUAGACUUGUGAGUGUGGAGACUCAAGCGACAGACAGCGUAUCUUGGUUGGCUACUGACACAUUGUCAACUUCAGGAUUUACCGAUCAGUCGACCGUAGAUCAGUCGACCAGGAGUCCAUUGGAGAUGACGAGAGAGAAGGUAGUGAGUUCAGGUUUGUGUGAAGAUGAGUCGAAUGUGGUUGGUCAACUGCGCGAAGAGUUGACGUCUUGUUAUGAACAGAUAGUGAAGCUGUCUAGAUCGGUGGAGGAGAGUGAUGCUUCGUUGAUGGAUGUCCGGCGUUUGUUGACUGUGAAGGAGAGUGAAGUGGCGGAUCUGAGAGAGGAGAAGCGUCAUUUACGAGACGAAGUGAAUGAGUUGAGGGAGACUGUAGAGGCAGAACGACGUGAUUUGGACAUAAUGCGUGCAAAUAUGGAUGUGUUGGAGAGCAAAGAAGAGGUGUCGGCGAUGUGCGAGGAGUGUCGUGGACCGAACGUUGCUGCUGCUGCUGCUGCUGCUGCUGCUGCUGUGGAGGAGGAGUGUGUGCAGACGGAGAUUGACGACGAAGUUUUUGACCUGGUGUCGACGUUGCAGCUCGAGGUUGCCCAUCUGCGUGAGGAAAAUGCGGCGACGUUGGCGGCUCUGGAGCGUUCACAGCUCGAGUUGAGCAUGAAACAGACGGAAGUGCAGGAACCGGAGUCACGUAUGAUGGUGAACGAGACAACUUGGUGGAUUCCUUGUGAGACUGUGAGAAAGGCGCCCGAUGUGGUUGUCCGUGAGUUGGCAGAGGUUGAUGACACAGACAGAGUGGAGGCAGACGUGUUUGCCGGAGUUCCUGACAUGCAGCUGGUGGAGACUGUUGCAGGCGACUCAGUGUCAGGCAUUGUGCCUGAUCGAAUGGACAGACAAACUACGGACUUGUGUGUUGAGGGCGUUUCGAACGAGGAAGUGGUCUUGCCCAUUCACGCCACUCAGAGUUGGACGAAACCGCCGAGUGAACAAGACAAUGACGAUCUCGAACUUGCCCUGUUGAAUACAGACAGCCUAAGAGCGCGAUUGAAGGAGGCCAUGAGCAGAAUCUGCGAACUUGAGAAUGCCAAGACAGAGUUGAGUGUGCGUCUGCUUGAGCUGGAAGGCGUUAUGAUGUGUGAAGAUAAGCCGAUGGAUGUGAUGCCUCUUAGUUCUCGUGUGCCUGACCGGUCGAUGAAAGUGACGGACGAAGCUGAUGCACUGUCGAAGCACAACAAAGAGCUGAUGACAGAGGUAGACUUGUUACGAAGUAAGAUUUCAGAGCGCGUGACACUGUUGGACGAUGUGUGCAUGGAGAUGGAUGAGGUCAGAGGAUCACUGGGUUUCUUGUUGAAGCAGGUGAGAGAAUUGCGUGCAGCACAUGCUGAGGCGAAUGCUGACCGCGCCGAAAUGGCGAACAGAAUGAGUGAGUACGAACGGGUUUCACAUCGCCUGUGCGAAACAGUUGGUCGAUCCACGUCACCAGUGCAAGACAUCGACUAUGCACACGAAGGCUCGUCGACUGACCGUUGCACAUCAGACGGGUUGCGAGAGGAUUUGCAGCGUGCACUGGAUACACAAUCAUUCGAGCUGGAGGCAGUCACUGAGAAACUGAGAGAAUGUGAGUCAAUGAACAAUGCCCUGAUCUGUGAGUGUGAGUCGCUGAAGCGUCGUCUAGAGAGUUAUAUGACUGUGAUUACUGACUUGGAGAAUGAUGUGACCAAGACGAAAGCACUGUUGGCGUUUGUGGUUGACCAUAUAAGAGGUCUGCGUUCCGACUAUGGAGAUUGGUGCAGAGAGCACGAACAACGAGUGCAGGAGUGUUUAGAUGCCGUCACAACAGGGUUGUCCCAUGGUGUGGUUGAACACGUGGACCGUGAGUGUGAGACAAUGACAUGGCCAGAACACUUGGAGUCUACUGUUAUGCUUGAUAGCUUUGUGCGACUGCAAGAGUCUCAUGAAGUGACGUCGAUGCAGAGAGGACAAGAUUGGGAUUCGGUAAGUGAGAUGAGCAGACUGUGCGACCGGAACCGUGAGCUGUCUGAGGAGCUCUGCAAGUGUCGAGACCUGUGUGAUAAGCAGGCAUCUGAGAUGGUGUUGAUGCAAACAGCUCUUCGUCAGGCAGUCGAACAGGCGUCAACUGCCCGAGAGGAACUGGAGGCCUAUAGACACGAGAAGGUUUGCGCAAUGUCAGAUCUGGAGAGUCAACUGUCUGCUUCUCGUGACGAGUGUUCUGCACUACGGGAUCAAGUGUGUCGGCUUGAGACAUCGAUGGAAGAGCAUUGCAACACAGUGUUGGCGAUAGCCAGUCGAGACUGGGAGUCGCGCGUAAACGAAAUUGUGAGAGAACGCGACACAGCCAUGAAAGAGUUGUUGGAACUGCGUAGUAGGUUGGAUAUGACAGACGAUGUGGACGCCAGGUUGGCAAAAACAGUGUGCAGAAGUGACAUGGGAACUGACGUGCUAGAUCGUAUGAUUGAACGUGAUUUAGCUUUGUCAUCAGGGUUCACUAGUGAUACGAGAGAGACUGUGAGCGUGGGCGUUGGUAAAGAUGCAGAGGACGACGAGUCGAAUUGCAUGGUUGUUGACGGUUGGAGCGACUACUCCUCAGAAUGCAUACACGACGAGCACAAGCCUAGUGUGUCGGUUGGUUCUCCGACUAGACUUGUGAGUGUGGAGACUCAAGCGACAGACAGCGUAUCUUGGUUGGCUACUGACACAUUGUCAACUUCAGGAUUUACCGAUCAGUCGACCGUAGAUCAGUCGACCAGGAGUCCAUUGGAGAUGACGAGAGAGAAGGUAGUGAGUUCAGGUUUGUGUGAAGAUGAGUCGAAUGUGGUUGGUCAACUGCGCGAAGAGUUGACGUCUUGUUAUGAACAGAUAGUGAAGCUGUCUAGAUCGGUGGAGGAGAGUGAUGCUUCGUUGAUGGAUGUCCGGCGUUUGUUGACUGUGAAGGAGAGUGAAGUGGCGGAUCUGAGAGAGGAGAAGCGUCAUUUACGAGACGAAGUGAAUGAGUUGAGGGAGACUGUAGAGGCAGAACGACGUGAUUUGGACAUAAUGCGUGCAAAUAUGGAUGUGUUGGAGAGCAAAGAAGAGGUGUCGGCGAUGUGCGAGGAGUGUCGUGGACCGAACGUUGCUGCUGCUGCUGCUGCUGCUGCUGCUGCUGCUGUGGAGGAGGAGUGUGUGCAGACGGAGAUUGACGACGAAGUUUUUGACCUGGUGUCGACGUUGCAGCUCGAGGUUGCCCAUCUGCGUGAGGAAAAUGCGGCGACGUUGGCGGCUCUGGAGCGUUCACAGCUCGAGUUGAGCAUGAAACAGACGGAAGUGCAGGAACCGGAGUCACGUAUGAUGGUGAACGAGACAACUUGGUGGAUUCCUUGUGAGACUGUGAGAAAGGCGCCCGAUGUGGUUGUCCGUGAGUUGGCAGAGGUUGAUGACACAGACAGAGUGGAGGCAGACGUGUUUGCCGGAGUUCCUGACAUGCAGCUGGUGGAGACUGUUGCAGGCGACUCAGUGUCAGGCAUUGUGCCUGAUCGAAUGGACAGACAAACUACGGACUUGUGUGUUGAGGGCGUUUCGAACGACGAAGUGGUCUUGCCCAUUCACGCCACUCAGAGUUGGACGAAACCGCCGAGUGAACAAGACAAUGACGAUCUCGAACUUGCCCUGUUGAAUACAGACAGCCUAAGAGCGCGAUUGAAGGAGGCCAUGAGCAGAAUCUGCGAACUUGAGAAUGCCAAGACAGAGUUGAGUGUGCGUCUGCUUGAGCUGGAAGGCGUUAUGAUGUGUGAAGAUAAGCCGAUGGAUGUGAUGCCUCUUAGUUCUCGUGUGCCUGACCGGUCGAUGAAAGUGACGGACGAAGCUGAUGCACUGUCGAAGCACAACAAAGAGCUGAUGACAGAGGUAGACUUGUUACGAAGUAAGAUUUCAGAGCGCGUGACACUGUUGGACGAUGUGUGCAUGGAGAUGGAUGAGGUCAGAGGAUCACUGGGUUUCUUGUUGAAGCAGGUGAGAGAAUUGCGUGCAGCACAUGCUGAGGCGAAUGCUGACCGCGCCGAAAUGGCGAACAGAAUGAGUGAGUACGAACGGGUUUCACAUCGCCUGUGCGAAACAGUUGGUCGAUCCACGUCACCAGUGCAAGACAUCGACUAUGCACACGAAGGCUCGUCGACUGACCGUUGCACAUCAGACGGGUUGCGAGAGGAUUUGCAGCGUGCACUGGAUACACAAUCAUUCGAGCUGGAGGCAGUCACUGAGAAACUGAGAGAAUGUGAGUCAAUGAACAAUGCCCUGAUCUGUGAGUGUGAGUCGCUGAAGCGUCGUCUAGAGAGUUAUAUGACUGUGAUUACUGACUUGGAGAAUGAUGUGACCAAGACGAAAGCACUGUUGGCGUUUGUGGUUGACCAUAUAAGAGGUCUGCGUUCCGACUAUGGAGAUUGGUGCAGAGAGCACAAACAACGAGUGCAGGAGUGUUUAGAUGCCGUCACAACAGGGUUGUCCCAUGGUGUGGUUGA
Schistosoma guineensis is the source of this 9995-nucleotide messenger RNA. Lineage: Eukaryota; Metazoa; Platyhelminthes; Trematoda; Strigeidida; Schistosomatidae. The record is from the annotation of a GenBank genome assembly.